This is a messenger RNA of Ostrinia furnacalis (Asian corn borer), 4242 nucleotides long. RefSeq lists its product as uncharacterized. Lineage: Eukaryota; Metazoa; Arthropoda; Insecta; Lepidoptera; Crambidae. The record is from RefSeq and is a predicted model, not a curated record. The annotation marks the transcript as partial. The transcript is spliced from 15 exons.
AACUCUCUAGAGGAGUCUGGGUUGGACAGCGGGCUGUCCAGCGUUCUGGACGCUGACAAACUGAACGAUGGACUGAGCAGCGAACGGUUGAGAAAUUUCUACAAAAAACUUAUACAAACCGAUGCGCAAAUUCGCAAUUUGAAGAAAGGCGCCAACGAAUACGCGCCUACAAAUUACGAAAACAAAUUCAACCCCGACCGAUCCAAAAGGUCUUUACGAAUUCGUAAUCCUAAAGCUCUUCUUCGUUACAAUUCCAAGAAAGAAGUUGACAAUGUACAAACUGACAAUGAUUUACUGACAGACAAUAAUGGGCCUAGUCCAAAUGUAGCAGAACUCAACAAAUUCAAUAUCUUCUACCCUCCAUACUCAAGUGUUAACGUAUCUAACAAAAAUAAUAAAUACAAAAGAUUUGUCAAUGGUUCAGACGAGCCGACAGGGUUUGUCAUCGAAAAGAAGCAAAUAUUAGUUCAAUACAAACCUCAUGACACCGAGAAGCAAAAGAAAGUGCCGAAAUGCUCUCACGCGCCGAAAGACUCGAAAUCCCACGAAAAACAACUGAAGCAUCCAUUCUACAAAAACAGCCAAAGACUCGACGAACUUCUAGAUCAGUUUCUAGACAAAAGUCUACCAGAAAUGAUGGCUGACCCAUUUGGGGUCGAUGUCCUUUUUAAACAUAAGAAUAAGGACGUCAAAACGCAUAAAACUAAUGUUAAAAUUGAAAAUGAGAAGACUACUAAGAAAGCUAUAUCAAAGUUUAAGUAUAAAGAUGAAAAUAAGUUAUUUGGGACUCAUCGCGGAGAUAGUAGAGUUGAAAAUAAUCGAGCAGGAGAGAAACGAGUUGGGGAGUUGGACAGAGAAUUCUUCAAUAUGAUUUCGAGUAAGAAGAAGGGGAAAACGUCAAGCUCAAGUGCUACUCCAAGCUAUGACGUGAUAUUGAGUGUGUCUACGAUUAUAUCAAAACCUAUGAACGUAAUGGGGCACACGCCAAGUCUGCUGAAAAGAGUGCCUCACCUCAGGAAGCUGAUGCAAGUUGAGGAGGAGGAUGAGGAGGGACUUGGCUAUGAAGACGUGAAUGAGGUGCUCGCUGAUGAUAAUGAAGGUCACGAUGAUACGGAUAAGGGACAAGAUAGGAAGAAGCGAAUGGAUUUUCAGGAUUAUAAAGUAGAAGACUUCAAGGUCCCAAGCAACCCUUACAAAUACAAUCCACCUGGUGUCCACAACCCGAACUGGAAAGGCCCCAUGCCUUUAUACCCUGACGAGCUCUCUUCAAUGAUCAAACAAGCAGCCAUGCAGAACGUCCAAAAUUUCAACAAAAUCUACCUCCCAGCUAAUACUAAAGACGCGUCAUCUGAAGCGGACAAUUCCGAGACCGAACUAAACGAUAUGGAGUACAUUGAGAACUAUUCGGAUAAUAAAUUUGAGAAUUUGGCAAGAAUGGCGCAGGUGUACAGUGAUUACGGGGUACUGGAAGGCAGGAAGGAGCAAUCGAGGAAUGAGAAGGCAACGGAUGGGAAGAAUGCUGAGAGAAGAAUCAAAUUGUCUGUGAAAGGACGGUCGUUCAAAGACGCGCUGUUUGACCGAUUCAAGAAAAGCAAAGUGUCAGAAGGUAUCAGAUUUGAAAUACGCCCAACAACUCCUUCCAGAGAGGACAGUCCCAUCGAGCUUAUGAAAGUGUUAGAAAAGCACGUGAAAGUAACCAAAAACAAAUACUUUCCGCCGUUCCAUUCGACCACUUUGCCUUUAAAUACUGAUUAUGCUUUAUUCAGCGCAAUACAGAAGCAACAAAGCCAAAUGAUGGCGAACGAUGCAAGUACCAAGAAGGGAGAACAACCAAACGAAUAUCCAGACAACGCUGUAGUGUUUACAUUAGCUAAAAGUGGCAGGAGAUCCUUAAAAUCUGUACCUGAUGAGGAAAACUACAAGAGUAAUGAAGAAUUCGUUGAAAAUGAGAAAAGUUUGGAAGAUAAACUGAUUGUUAAAGGUAUAAGCGGUCUUGGGGCGAUUAAGGCCGAUGAUAAACCAAGCACUGAUAAGAAUACCAAAACUGCUGAAGAGCAUCACCACCAUCACCAUAAGCAUCAUCAUCACUCUGAUCAUCAUCAUCAUAACAUCAGUAGUGUGAACGAAACUACAAACAAAUUGGAGAUCAUUGAAGAAAAAUCUUUGAUUUUGAAUGAAACAGACAGACUCAAAGAAAAUGUAACAGCAAAUAAUGCAAGUGAUAGUCAUUCAAAUGGCCUAGCAGUUAUUCCCGAUAACAACUUAAUAGCAACUAUUUUAAAUCUAAAUGCACCAAGGAAUAAGUCAGAAAUGGAUCUCAGUGACUUCUUUAUGCUGAUGUCUAACUGGUUCAGUGUCAUGGCUGGAUUGGACACUAGUUCUGAGACAAAUGAACCUAAAUCAAAUAUAAUCAAACUAAUAACCAAAUCAGAUGCGAGUACAACACCAACGAGCAACGAUUCUAUCAACAUUGAAUUUCCCAUGUACGACUCGGAUAUGAUAGAAAAUAUAGGACAUAGAUCAAGGGUACUUAUGGCCAUAGAAGAUAGUGAUAAAUCUACUGAAAAUGCUGUCAGUGAAGUAAAUACAAGCGUUAUGAAUGGGAAAGAUGAAAUAACCAGUGCUAGUCCAGUGAUCACAAUCAAUAAAGAAGACGUAAGUACAACAACAGCUUUAACUUCUGCUACAGAAACCAUAACCGCUAUAGCGACUCAAUCCCAACCAGCAGAAAAACUCAUUCUUACCAAAAACGAAGUAACUUUUGAUAACAAAACUGUAGUCAAAAGAAAUAUACCUGAAGAUAGCAAUUUGAUUUUCUGGAAUGACAUUUACGACGAUGAAUACGGUGUCAAAAUGGAACCCAUAGACAAUACAGUCAUAGACAAAAGGAACUCUAAAAAUCUAAACUUUAUGAAGAAAUCAGGAGAUUGGAUACACGAGAAAGUGAAGAAUAUUGCUAACAAUUUUCGAGGGAAAGAUAAAUUUGAGAGCAAAAACUACAUGUAUACCAAAUACAACAAAAGGGCAGCUAGAUAUGAAGAAGCAGAUGCAGAUGAGAAAACUGGCAGUUUUGCACAACUGACAGUUAAGAUGAAGGAGGUAUGCAAAGAAGCCGCAAAAGCUGUGCAGCAGACCAAAAACGUUCAAGUGCGUCAAGAUGAGAAGGAAGACAGCAUGACGACAUCCCUGAUGCAGCAGCUAGUGAGGCUCAUGACGGACCUCAUUGACUUCCAGGUGCAGCAGAAGACUUGUGUCAAACUACCUCCGGAUCUGCAAGACUUUCUCGUAUGGCUGACUAAUCCGAAUUCAGAUCAAGAAUCAUUAGAAGCAAUUAAGGGACAAAAUAUUCGAACAUCAGGCCUCCCUAUUACAGAGAAGCCUUCAGACCAGAUCCUGGACUUGAUAUCAACGCCAUCUAGUGAAAAGGAGGAGAUACAUGGAGAUAGCAGGUCGGAGUGCUUGGGCACGCUCCAUGCUGUCCAGGAUCUCAUGCAGCAGUACGAUGAGAUGACUGACGAGGAUAAGAGUAAAAUGACUGGAAUCAGAGACUACUUAGAGAAUCAACUACAGUUUCUUCAUAAACAGCUCGCUACUUUCAAUGAUUACAAGAUGACAAACAUAUUCGAAGACCAAAACCCGUCUUACCGCUUUAGAAGAGAAGUACCAAAACAGAACUGCAGACGCAGAAGUAACCAAAUCAAAAGCAGACGAAAUAGAAACAGAUUCAAGAGGAAAUUCCUGAAGAAUUUUGGCAAAAAACACACUAGAACUACAGCUAGUAUCUACGAUGGAUUCGCCAUGACAGAGGUUAAUAAAUUCACAAAAGAUGACAAAUAUGGGGCAGAAAAAGAUGGUAAAGAUGUUAAAAGGAAUCUUAAAGAUGUUUAUUAUAAGGCCCUGAAUGACGCGAAGAAAUCUACCACUUUUAAAACGGCGAGCAAAGACGAAAUGGAGGGGUUCGAUCAUGCUCAAAUUGUUAGAAUGGAUAACUAAAUAUCGGAAGCUAGCGUACAGAACAGCACAAAUUGAGGCAUGUCUGCCUGUCUGUAUGUCUGUGUCCAGCAGGAAGACACUCAACGCAUGACAAAUGAUUCAAAUGUCGAUUAUAGUCCCACGAUUCUGAAACGUCAAGUGGUAAAAAUCUAGAAACUAAACCCAGCAUUAGGUACAUAUUGUAAAGCCCUCACACUCACUGCGGGUUCCAGUCGCACAGUCGCGACAGCAAUAUAAUUACGCGCGAGC